AUGGAGAUGGUGGUUCGGUCUGCUCAAAUGGUGUCUUAUUUGACUGAUCUUUAUGGAAAUGAAAAAGAAAAUGCAUCAGCUGAAGCAUCAGAUGAAAAUAACAACAUUACUUCGCUGAGGCAAUGCUUGAAGCGAAUGAAUUUGUUGAAAGAACGAUACGAGGCUUGUAAACAGACUAUGAACGAUUUGAUUUCGAAUUACGAUGCAGUAACUGAACAAACAUCGUCACUACAUAAUGUAUGUGAUCGAAUGAUGGCGCAUCAGACACAAAUUGCUGCUGGCGCGGAGCAAAUUCGUGCCAAUCUUUAUUAUUAUACGCAAUGUGAUAUUAUUAUGAAAAAACUCAUUUCGGGAAAGUUAGCAGUUACCAACCAGUCAUUUAUGCAACUUUUAGCCACAAUUGAUGAAUGUCUGACUUUCUUACAUAAUCAUCCACACUACAAAGAUUCUUCUGUAUAUAUCACUAAAUAUGAACAAUGCCUUUCCAAAGCGAUCACUGCUAUACGAACUGGAGUGAUAUUGGAUCUUGAAGCUUGUUAUAACGCUGUUCGAGAUCGCCAGUCGUUGCUUGAUGCUGAUAGUCAGAAUAAUGAUGAAGAUGAAUUUGCUUUACUCUAUGGUGUUUUUGCUGUUCGUGCUGCUUCUGUGCAGUCUUCAAUCAUUAUUGCCGAACAACGCUUUGCUCAGUUAGCCGAAUUCCAGUCUAUGGCAUUUGACUGUCAGCAGGCUUAUUUCAAUAUUCGUCGUCAGUUGGUUGAACCUGUUUUGCAGAAGACAAUUGAACAACUAUUGAGUCGAAACUCUGACAGUUCAUGUGCAUUAACUCGGAAUGGAUGUGCAUUUCUUUUGCGUUUAUGUGAUGAUGAAUUUAGGCUAUACAAACAGUUUUUCAACUUAGAAGAUACUUCUUCACAUUCAUCUCUGUCAAGUCCUGUAACAAAAGCAGUCUUCAAUCCUUUUAUUUCUUCCGUUAAUUCUUUUGACGAGUUUAUCGAGUCAUUAUGUCGUAUAUUUUACGAUGUUCUUCGCCCAAUAAUUAUACAUAAUCCGCAUUUGGAAACUCUGGCAGAACUUUGUACAAUAUUAAAAGUUGAAAUGAUCGAAAAACGAUGUGGUUUGAUGAUAUCAAUGGCAAAAACAAGAGUGGAAGAUGAUGCUGCUAUAACGAAUGAAGCAAGAGUUAAUAAAUUUUCAGUAAAUCCUCGCAGUGGUUUUAUGCGUGUGAUGAAUGAGCUCGUUGGCGAUAUUGCUGAAAGAAUAGUUUACAGGACUUCGCUGUAUAUCCAGAGCGAUAUAAUUGGAUUUAAUCCAUCUAGCGGUGAUUUGGCUUAUCCAGAUAAACUUUUAAUGAUGAAAAAAAUAGAAAGAGAGCAUGCUACCGAGACUGGUGCGGUAACCAGCACAUUGACUACAAUUUCAGUAGUCGAUCUUCAUUGUUUGUGGUAUCCUACAGUGAGCAGAUCAGUCGUAUGUUUGUCAAAACUGUUCAAAUGUCUCGAAUCAGUAGUUUUCCAAAGCAUCGCGCGUGAUCUUUUAAAGGCAUGUUGUGAAUCAUUAGAAUAUGCUUCUGAAUCAAUCAAAACGACCAAUACUAAACAAACUUCUCGAAGUCAACGUCAACUUGAUGCUGAUCUUUUUAUAGUUAAACAUCUGCUUAUUCUUCGAGAACAAACGAGCCCUUACAGGGCAACUGCCUCAGGGCUAUUCUCUACUGAUAUGAUUCCAGAACGUGCUUAUUCAUGGGAUUUGGGAAAGUACAAGAAAUCUGCUUCACAUUUGCUAUUUGAAAGGCAGAGAUGGUUCGAACUGACUUCUAACAACGCCUUCUUGGAACUUUUAUUCCAGGCUCUUUCUGAAUCAUCAGGUGAUAGUCGUCGUAUAAUCGAUCUUCAACUUAAGAAACAUUGUCAUGCUCUCAUACAACACACCGCAGAUAUCUUUAUUUCUGAAGUUGUAGAUUAUGUCAACAAGUUUGAGGCUAUGGCAGCUGAACCUGAUUUCGAUAUUUCAAAAUUAGAUUUUCUCAAGCCGAAUAAUCUGCAAGAUAUUGCUGGUCAAGCCAGUCGAAAAUUAAAACACUGUUGGCCAGAGAUCCGUUCGUCUUUCGAUUUGUAUAUUGGUGUAAAAGAUACAGAAGAUAUUUUGCUACAGCCAAUAAAGAAGCGCAUAGCUGAUAUUUUUGGUCGGCUAACUGCUUUUGUUGAGAAAUAUUAUGAUGCAGAACAGAAACAAAUUGCAUGCAUACCUUCGCAAGAAAAUAUUUGGCUCAUCAUCAAUUCUUAA
Molecule: messenger RNA, 2283 nt
Organism: Dracunculus medinensis (Guinea worm)
Lineage: Eukaryota; Metazoa; Nematoda; Chromadorea; Rhabditida; Dracunculidae
Source: the annotation of a GenBank genome assembly